This is a messenger RNA of Caenorhabditis bovis, 1314 nucleotides long. Lineage: Eukaryota; Metazoa; Nematoda; Chromadorea; Rhabditida; Rhabditidae. The record is from the annotation of a GenBank genome assembly.
AUGCUCACCAAUAUUCUGUUCACAAUGUUUGCUAUUGUAAUAAUUCAAGCACAACUUGAUCUAGAUAAUUCUAUAAUAGGAAACCCAAAAAUCGACUGUAAACCGGAUAGUAUCACAUUCUCAUUCAACACCAAAAAUCCUUUCAGAGGGAAUGUAUACAUUCGCGGUUUCUACGACAAACCGUCUUGUCGAAAACGGUAUGAGGUAAUGUCUGCACAAGGCGGUUAUCUCUCAAUUCGUUUGAACGACUGCGGGAUGACAAGAAUGCGGCAGAUGAUGCCACGUGGAGUUUCUCUUCACGUCACGUUUGUCGCCAAUUUCCAUCCACUGUUUACGACGAAAGAAGAUCGUGCUUUCGAUGUCCGUUGUUUCUACGCUCAUCCAGAUUCUCAAGUAAAUACUGGAAUUGAAGUUGGAAAUCUUCCUGCCGAGACGCUUGAACAGGCGACGACAGCAACUCCGCGGUGCGAAUACAGUCUUCGCGAGACCAUUUUCGAUGGUCCGCGCGCCGGAAGUACAAGUGUCGGUCGACCGAUUGUUCAUCGAUGGGAUUGCGAUACCAAUGGAAAUUUCGGGAUUCUCGUGAAAAGUUGCACCAUUUCAAAUUCACGUAGCUCGGUGCCAUUUAUUGACGAACAUGGAUGCCCUAUAUCCCAAGAUUUUCCGCAAGUCGUCUAUCUUCCUUCUCUCACCUCUGCCUAUGUCAUAAUGGAAGCAAUUUCGUUUCCAGACCACGCCACCGUCGCGUUUUCAUGUCAAAUUGCAAUUUGUGACAAAACAACCGACGAAUGUCUUGGAAUCUCGCCUCCGCGAUGUAAUAAUCUUCCGAACGUACAAAGUUCUAUAAUUAUUGACAACAAUCUGCCACUGGAUAUUGACGGAAUUGGCAUUGAACCCUGGAUGAAAGAGCCAAGUCCAAUUGAUGAUAACAAUGAUACAUUGAUUGUGUUCUCAUCAACCACUGAAUUGCCAACACCUAUGCCAAGAUUGACAGAACUUCCGCCGCAUGAAGACAUGAUCGAAGUAAACCACGUUCACAGAGAAGCGCGGCAAAUUCGACUGGCACGAAAUGUGAUCGACGUGAUGUCUCCAGAGCUGUUUGUGAGCCCUAUACGAGACACUUCUGAGAAAAAAGCUCCGGAAUCAAACUGCAUUUCCGGAGAGGUGGAGCUACUUCAUGUUGGGUUACUUCAUCUGGAUCUGACAGUGGUUCCGAUUGAGGCAGCGGUGGUGGUGGAGGUCGAGGUGGAGGUGGUGGAGGAGGAAGAGGAUAGGUGCGAGGAUGGGGAAAUGCUUAAAAAUUGGAAUUUUUAA